Spirodela intermedia is the source of this 3704-nucleotide messenger RNA. NCBI's taxonomy places the organism in Eukaryota, Viridiplantae, Streptophyta, Magnoliopsida, Alismatales, Araceae. The record is from the annotation of a GenBank genome assembly.
AUGCCGCGGCCAGAGGUUCAGGCGCCGCCGGAGAUCUUCUACGGUGAGACAGAGGCCCGCAAGUAUACCACAUCAUCUCGGAUAAUUGAAAUCCAGGUUAUCUUUUGUUUCCUUGCCUAUCCUUUGUUCGUUCGCCAUGGUAUUCGUGAUUUUAGCAGCGGAUACUUUGUGCUGAGCAUGAGGCAUUUGCUUCGUAUAGACGGUUCUCCUCAUUUCGUUCAUCUUCUAAUGGAUUUGAUUCAACAUGCAGAACAGGAUCUCUGAGAGGGCGCUCGAGCUGUUGGCGCUGCCAGAUGACGGAGUCCCAAGGCUCCUGCUUGAUAUAGGUGACUUUUACAUUUAACUCUGCUUAUUUUGCUAGUUAUUAGCUUGAUUUGUACCGGUGGAUAAGCCUUUUUUUUUCUUUGCCCCUCAACCAAUUUAAUGCUAACUCUUUUAAGUUCUAGUCUCGAAUUCCUCCAGGAGCUUCUUUCACGAAGAGCUUAAUACAAUUGUGCACAGAUCAUCCUCUUUCACAGUAUGGUUACAAUACUGUGAAAGAGGAUGAUUACAGUAAUAAAGAAAAUCAAGCGGAUAACUUAUCCUCAUUCACCCGUAAUGUAUGCUGUCUUGUCGUGUAAAUUCUCCAGAAUCUAGCGUCUUAACAGAUCCAUAGCUGUAGUUUCUAUUAUCCUCUAGUUUGAUGUUAAAUUUCUUUCCGUGGAAGCUUUUGCUAUGCAAUAAAUGUCUGCCCCGUCUGAUUUUUAUGCUUUUUAUUUUUAUUUCUAAUUUCUUAGUUUUUUCAUCGAAAUUUGUAGCCUUCGUACCUAUUUAUUCUUUCAGAAGCAGUACGAACUUUUUCGUAAAACACUGACGAUUAUUCAUCAUAUUUUUGUCAUAAUCUGGGUUUGAUUGUACUUGAAAACACGACCGUCAUUCCAAGUAGUAUGGUGCUAUAAAGCAGGGCAUUUUUAUCUUCUUAUCCGUUCCUUACACAACAUAAAAAAUAACAAGAGAUGUUACUUUUCAUACCAUUUUGUAAUUAAACUAUGUUCCAGGCCUCAAGAAUUCAAUAUAGCUAAACCUUUUUGUGGAUAUGAGCUCUUGAAAUUUACUUUUCUCGUCACCAGUUCUAUAUGUAUGUGGGAAACCUGAUUGUAAGGGGUUCCAUUAUUUCGUACUUCAUUUUGAUCAGAUAAUUCUUUAUUUAAGAUCUGCGCCCCGAUGAAGCCCUCCAUGAAGGGUUUAGCUUUUAUCAGGAUUGAAAAUAUAUAGAUACUUUCAAUGCUAUUUUUUUUGCUUCUUUCUAUUAUUAAGGUUGUGGCUCGGGACUCAGUGGGGAGACAAUUUCUGAGAAUGGACAUCACUGGAUUGGACUUGAUAUUUCUGAAGCCAUGCUGGGUAAGAUAUGCGAUAAUUUGUUUGAUGUAUGAAGAUGUGUGGGAACGCCUUCCUUGUUUUAUGAUACCUAGUUAGACGUUUUUUUUAUGGUUUGAUUGUUCCAGAUGUGGCAUUGGAGCGUGAAGUGGAGGGUGAUAUCGUUCUUGCAGACAUGGGCCAGGUAGAGCAUGAAUGCAAACCCAACAAUGAAAUGUUUCUGUGCAUUAUCUCUGCUGCUGGUGUCAAUAUCUGCUUGGAUAUAGUCCAAGGGAACCAGAAAUACUUACGUGUAAUAUAUUAUUUUUUAGAAUGCAUGUAUCUAAAUAGUUCUUUAAUUCUAAAUACGAAGAAGGGGGAUUCGUAUCAGGGCUGUGUUUUCGGCCAAUGCUAGUUAUUGAUAUUUUUCCCUGAAAGACAAUUUGGAUUGUAGUGUUUCAGUCAUGUUAACAAUCAAGAUGCAAUUCACCUUGAAUCCAGUAUCUGCUAAUUGAAAUUUUAGGUCUUACCUGUAAAUUUAUUUAUUUCUUUAUUUAUUUUGGGCCGGGGGGGGCGGGGGGGGGCAACCUGUCUCGUUUUUGGGCCACAUUAAUCAGCGAUAAUUUAAUUUAGCACUGUCGGAAUUAGAUGGAGGGGACGUCUCUGAUAAAUUGGUCAAUUCUCUUUCCAUUUAAGUCAGAUAUAUUCCCCUCACCUUGGACUCGGCUAUUAAGUGAUCUUUUACUGCCUUAAAUUUUCUUUCCAUUACGGAUAGAGAACACGUCUCAGACAUCUUUGUGGAUGUUAUUCACAUCAUCUUUUUUAUUGUUUUUCAGGGUUUGGGCUUGCGGCCUGGUUGUAUUGACGGCGCCAUUAGUAUCUCUGCUGUCCAGGUAUGCUAUUGUCCACUGAUAAUUUGGAUUAUAGUAGUUUUGAACACCACAUCUUACAACAUAUUUAACUAUCUGCCUAAAUGUGUUGGUUGCAUGCGGUACGUUUUGAAUAUCUAAUGCUGACUGAUCAUGCAGUGGCUGUGCUAUGCUGACAAGUCCUCUCACGAACCGAGACUACGAUUAAAGUACGCCCAUUUGAUCUAGCGAAUAGAUCUGAUAUUCAGUCAUUGUUUCUCCUCUUUGAUGACUUUCUUUGAAAAUGGAAGAGGUACAUAUACUGGUGCUUAUUGUGUGACAUGAUGUGUGGCAGGGCUUUCUUUGGAACCUUGUAUAGAUGCUUAGCCAGGGGAGCAAGAGCAGUUCUUCAGCUUUAUGCAGAGAACAUGGACCAGAGUGAGAUGAUAAUGUCCUAUGCCAUGCGUUCUGGGUUCGCGGGAGGAAUGGUCGUUGACUGGCCCCACAGGUAUGGCAGUUUCUGUGGAGAGCCAUUGUAUUCUAGCCGGGUCUGAUGCCCAUGUUGAUCUUGGUUUCUAUUAUAAGACAGAUCCAGUAUUGGCAAGCUCUGAACAAGUAGCGUUGAAUUUUGUUUCAGUCCAAAUUCGUCAGCUUUAGGUCAACGCAGUCCUCUUUUCUAGCCAAAACUGGAUUCGUCUCAAAUCAUUUCCUGAUCCAACUUCCCAACUCUAAUUGGUCAACUUAGCAAAAUCAUCAAUCAGGAUUUGGAACGUAGUUUUUUUUAUUUAUUAUUAUUACUAGAAUCAUUCUCACCUUGCUGUUGUCCCAAAAAACCCAGUGGAAUCUUAUGUCGGACACAUCGGAAUAUUCUCCUUGACUGAACAUUCUCCCCAUGUCGUCGUUUGGGAAACUUGUCAGAAGUCAAAGCUGGGUAGUUGACUAGUUAUAUGGUUGCUUUCUGCCAUCUCCUCUGGGCAUUAUUGCAUUUCUAGCAUCGGUUUUGAACACCUGUUCUUGCUUGUUGUUGAACAGCACAAAGGCUAGAAAGGCCUAUAUAGUUCUCACUUGCGGCCCACCUUCCAUCUCUGGGGCCCUUCCGAAGGGUAAAGGCGAAGAUGGCGAGAGCUGUUCUGACAGUGACGAGGAGGGAAGUCAGACGGUAAGUUGGUCGCAGACCCUCCGUCAUAUGUGCGCUUUGAAUCCGUCUUGUGUCACUUGGGCUUGUUGUGGAGAGAUAGAUAGAUAGAGAGAGAGAGAGAGAUCUGCAUUGUUUGUUAUCUGUGUGUAGAGAGAGAGAGAGAGAGAGAGGGGAAUGUACAUUGUUCGUUAACUAGUAGAUGGUUUGGUCUUGUGCAGGUUCAUAUUUCAGACAGGAACCGGCCCAGGAAGAGGCUGAAGACGUCGAAGAAAGGGAGAGGGAAAGAAUGGGUGCUGAGGAACAAGGAGAAGAGGGUGAGGAGGGGCAAAGAGGUGCCCCACGACUCAAAAUACACCGCUCGUAAGAGGAAGUCGUAUUUUUGA